Molecule: messenger RNA, 1423 nt
Organism: Humulus lupulus (European hop)
Lineage: Eukaryota; Viridiplantae; Streptophyta; Magnoliopsida; Rosales; Cannabaceae
Exons: 3
Coding region: 168-1139 (323 amino acids)
Biological process (GO): response to desiccation
Cellular component (GO): cytosol
Source: RefSeq, a predicted model, not a curated record
AGAGAGGGAGUCAUACAUAGUAUUACUUUAUCAAACAAAAACAAAAUCAACAACUCACCACCACCACCACAACUGCACUCCAAAUAACACAGCCUUUUCUCUUUCUUUCUGAUCCCUCUCACUCACUCAGUCUCUGAUCUCUUUCUCUUUCUCUCAGAUAUAUACAUAUGGCUUCUUCCGAUAACCCAGAAGUAUCUGAUAGAGGAAUUAAGAAAGGAGGAGAUGAUGAUAAUAAUAAUGAUAAAGAUGAGGGGAACAAGGGCACUGGCUUCAUUGACAAGGUCAAGGACUUCAUUCACGAUAUCGGCGAGAAAAUCGAGGAAGCCAUCGGAUUUGGGAAGCCCACCGCUGAUGUCACCGCCAUUCACAUCCCUUCCAUCAAUCUGGAGAAGGCCGACAUCGUCGUCGAUGUCCUCAUCAAGAACCCUAACCCAGUCCCCAUCCCUCUCGUUGACAUCAACUACCUGAUCGAGAGUGAUGCCAGGAAGCUCAUCUCUGGCUUGAUCCCCGAUGCGGGUACCAUCCAUGCCCAUGGGGAGGAGACUGUCACAAUCCCUCUCACUCUCAUCUACGACGACAUCAAGAGCACCUACGACGACAUUCAGCCCGGAAGCAUCAUCCCCUACAAGAUCAAGGUCGACCUCAUUGUUGAUGUUCCAGUCUUCGGAAGGCUCACUCUCCCCCUUGAGAAGACCGGAGAGAUCCCCAUUCCUUACAAGCCUGAUGUUGAUCUCGAGAAGAUUCGCUUUCAGAGAUUCUCCUUCGAAGAAACUGUUGCCGUCCUCCACUUGAAAUUGGAGAACAAGAAUGACUUCGAUCUCUGCCUCAACACACUCGACUAUGAGGUUUGGCUAUCUGAUGUCAGCAUUGGCGGUGCGCAACUCUCCAAGUCUGCCAAAAUGGAGAAGACUGGCAUCACUACCAUUGACGUGCCCAUCACAUUCAGGCCUAAGGACUUUGGCUCUGCUAUGUGGGACAUGAUUCGAGGAAAGGGCACUGGUUACACAAUUAAAGGACAUAUCGAUGUGGACACACCCUUUGGAGCAAUGAAGUUGCCCAUCGUCAAAGAGGGUGGUACUACCCGUCUCAAGAAGAACAAGGAAGAUGGCGGAGACGACGACGACGAUGAUGAGGAGUAGAAGAGGAAUUUGUUGUGUGGGUAGUGCCGACAAUAAUGAAUAGGUUGAAGAAGGUUGGUUAAAAUAUUCAAUGUAUGCGAGGGGCAGUUGGCAGAAUUAUUGGUCGUUUCUUCUUCUGUUUUGUAUUUGGGUGAGUCAUAGACAUUGCAAUGUGGCUUAUGGUUGAUUGGUUGGUUUUCAAUCUUCUGAUUCUGAUGCUGUUAUGCUAUCCAAUCUCUAUGCACAUUUAAUAUCAGUGUUUCAACUCUCUAUUAUAUGAUACUGUUAUGUGUUAUUUACUGUGA